AUGUCUGAAAUCAAAGCUUUCAUCGUACUGGGGGCCACUGGCCGCCAAGGUGGUGCCGUUGUCGACGCAUUGUUAACGCAUGCCGAAAUCAAGAUUCUCCCAACUCAAGUUUACGCAAUCACUCGACAACCGGCCGGAACCGCUGCUGAUCGCCUACGAGAGAGGUUCCGUGGAAUCAACAUUAUUGUUGGGGAUUUGGGCAACCCCAAUGCCAUCUUCGAACAACUCAACCCAGAAACGUUGAGUCAGUCGGGAGUCUUCCUCGCCCAAGCCCAUGGACCAACCGAGCUACCAGACGGAAAGGCAUUUAUCGACGCCGCGGUGGCCUACGGCAUACCUUACUUCGUGUAUUCAUCUGUGGACCGCGGUGGACGCGAACUGAGCGACGCGGACCCCUCAUACUGCAAAACAUUUUCAGACAAGUUCUACAUUGAACGGCACCUGAAAAAUGCCUGUAGUUCUAAAGAGGUCGGAACGCAUAACAUGGACUAUACCAUCAUUCGCCCAACUUGGUUUGCUGACAAUGCCUGGUGGGGAUUUCCCGGCCAGCUGUGCAUGACUGGAUGGAGGGAUAACCUGGGAGGGAAGACAUUGCAAGUUACGGUCACCAAAGACAUUGGCAGAUGGGCAGUCGAGGGUCUGGUCAGGCCCGACAGAACCGGCAUACGAAACCAAGCUCUCUCAAUUGCAAGCGAUGAAAUCAGUUUCGACCAGGUUGACGCGGCUUUCAUAAAUCAUACAGGCAGGGGCGUUCCGGUCACAACAGGGUUUUUGGCAAGAGGUAUCAUCUGGUUGGUCAACGAUCUGAAUACAAUGUUCCGAUUUAUCGGCGACAGAGGCUAUGGAGCCGACUUGCCGUGGUUAAAGACUCACUUGAAGCCAACAACGUUCUACGAAUGGGUCCAGAGCGAAACAUGA
Messenger RNA from Colletotrichum siamense, 918 nucleotides. RefSeq names its product NmrA-like family domain-containing protein 1 (gene NMRAL1-1). NCBI's taxonomy places the organism in Eukaryota, Fungi, Ascomycota, Sordariomycetes, Glomerellales, Glomerellaceae. The coding region runs from base 1 to 918 and encodes 305 amino acids. The record is from RefSeq and is a predicted model, not a curated record. The transcript is spliced from 2 exons.